CCCAUAAUAUCUGCACUUAUUUAUCGCACUUGUAUUAUUUUUAAGUUGGACUUGUGUGUCCCGGAACUGUCCAGUAGAAAUCAACCAUCAGUAGCCAGCGAGAGGUUGAGGAAUCAUGUCAAGCACCAGAUUUGGACGACCCUACGGAUCGGUGGAUGCCAUCGUGAAUCAGCCGGGAAUUCUGGAAUCGCGCCCAGGAAGGAAUCCGCAGAACCCCAAUGCACCAUACGGACUGGACUACCUGACAAUUGUGGACCAGCUCUUGGUCAAGCAGAAAGUGGAACUAACCGAAGUCUUAACCGGCUUUGAGACCAGCAAUAAGUACACCAUCCUCAACGCAUCCGGCCAGAAGGUGUUCUACGCGGUGGAGGAUAGCGAUUGCUGCACCCGCAACUGCUGCGCCACCUCGCGGCCCUUCCACCUGAGGAUUCUGGACAACUCGCCUCGGGAGAUCAUCCACAUGCACCGUCCGCUGGCCUGCUCGGCCUGCUGCUUCCCCUGCUGCCUGCAGAGCAUUGAGGUCUAUGCGCCGCCCGGUAACGUCAUUGGCACCAUCGAGCAGGAGUGGUCCAUGGGGUGGCCCUCGUUCCGCAUACUCAAUCACUUGGGCGAAAAGGUCUACCGCAUCGAGGGUCCGCUCUGCACGCGUUCCCUGUGGGGCAACGUGGACUUCAAUGUAGUAUCCCUGACUGGCGCAAAGGUGGGCAGGAUCUCCAAGCAGUGGUCGGGUCUGGUGCGUGAGUUCUUCACGGACGCCGACUUCUUCGGCAUCAGCUUUCCCAGGGAGCUGGAUGUGCGCAUGAAGGCGGUCCUCCUCGGCGCCACAUUCCUGAUUGAUGCCAUGUUCUUUGAACAUUAAUUGAGAGCCGAUAAUCGGUUGAGUCAGCUGUCGUGGUCAGAUCUUAUCGCCUUUCCAAGGAACAAAUCAUGAAAAACCCCAUAACAUUCUUGAAACUCCAUUUGUCAUAAUGGGGAGAAAAUAAUCUCAGAUGUGGUCACCAUAGGUUUAUCUAAGCUUUUGUCCUCCCCUCUUUUCCACUUCACACUCAUGUUGUAUACCCCAAUAAAACUUCGGAUGGAAACUGAUGGCAUCCUGAAUGCUCCUGCUGCGAGCCGAAACGGGAGCUCAUCGCAGGGAAGCCAUAUAGCGGACUUGGAGCCAAAUGCCUUCAAGGGCUUAAGGGCAAAUUGAAUUCAAGUCGAUUCUCGUUGCCAGGUAGACUUAUAGGAAUGCUUAUGAUAGCGCUUUUGAUCGUUGCAGGCACUUGAUGACUGGCCAGAAGCCACAGCUACGAGGGCUACUACUCACGGGCUCAGACACGAAUGUAACAGGGCGCAUUGAACGAUGCUCUGCUAGACGCCAAUGAAGCCAUGCAGAGCCGUCCAGAGCAGCGCAUCCUGUGUUCUGGGCGUGCCAUGGCUUCUUGUGAUCGGAAGCAAACCCUUGAACACCCCCAGCCAUUUGAAGAUAUUAGUUAAUAGUUUUCUACGCUAUUUGUGGGUCGAUUGAAAUCAAAAACGACAACCAAAAACGCAACCAGGAAACAAAAUAUUGAAUCAGGAAAUAAUUUUGAAGCAAACCCUAAAUUUUAAUGUCUGUCUUAAAAGGUAGUUCCAAUUUUCGAGAGCCUUCUUUUGCAUACAGUGCUCGAGUGACUUCCAGUUUUGGAAUUUGUGAGACUUAUGGACUUCAUUGGCUUCGAACGACCUACUGCUGUAUCUCCUGGGCGGAUAGCAGCAUCCAGAGUUGCCUUCACAGUAAGUAAGGCGUCCCUGCGUAUACAGUGUCUCCAGAAACAGAGUUUUUAGAAAGAACACUUGCACAUUAGCUGCUCAUCUAAUAGCCUUCAGACCAGACAGAUAUUUGAUUUGUUUUAUUUAUUAAGAGAAGCUCGAUUUGGCUUUUAGACCCAUUGAUUUUUGGGCAAACCUUAGAAUUCGUCGUAGAUUACGAUUUUGUAAUCCAUAUAAAUCGAUCCACUCUAAUGUACAUAUAAGCAAAUGUCCGAAAAAUUAUUGCUUGGCCUACAAAGACUUUAAAAAUGUAUGGAGAGGAUCGUGGGGUUCGAAAACCGUGAAAAAGGGUACGUCUAUUUUUCUGAUGUCAGAAAAAUGAUAAGACUCUGCCUAUCGAAAGACAUGCCACGCCCCGAUCGUUAGCUGUAUAUAUUAAUUAUUGUAAAUAAAAUCGCUGGAGCGCUAGAACUCCGCCAUGCUCAUCCGACCUGAGCGGGCCACGCCUCGUCGCCGUCGGGACGGGAGAGGGGAGAAUGAGAAUGGAAUAGAGUCCACUUGCGGAUCAGUAACCUCUGGACGGCUGCUCUCUGUU
Drosophila miranda is the source of this 2329-nucleotide messenger RNA. Its product is annotated as phospholipid scramblase 1-like. Gene Ontology annotation, cellular component: plasma membrane. The transcript is spliced from 3 exons. The coding region runs from base 116 to 859 and encodes 247 amino acids. Gene Ontology annotation, biological process: plasma membrane phospholipid scrambling. Gene Ontology annotation, molecular function: phospholipid scramblase activity. NCBI's taxonomy places the organism in Eukaryota, Metazoa, Arthropoda, Insecta, Diptera, Drosophilidae. The record is from RefSeq and is a predicted model, not a curated record.